AUGGGUUCUGAAUACACUAUAGCCCCUUCAGGAAACACCCUGGCAGUGGACUGGGAUUUCCUUGCUUCACCGCCCGUCAUGGCCUCCAGCAUCUCAGUGAGAAGUUAUGCUGUGAAUCGUCAGCCCUCCUUUUCCAGUCGUUCCCUGAUGGACACCGGUCGCUCUCGCUCUCGGGCUUCGGUCUCGUUUGCUGCAGCCAGCCCGCUGACCCGUUCAGCCUCCAUCAGCCAGGAUCUCAACGGCCUCCAGCUUAAUGGGCUGCAUGGCAACAGCACCAACGAGAAGGAGGCCAUGCAGAGUCUGAACACGCGUCUGGCCAACUACCUGGACAAGGUGCGCUCACUGGAACGCUCCAAUGCCGACCUUGAGAUGAAAAUCAAGCAGGUGAUGAUCGAUCGUAUUCCCAAAGGCCACGAUCUUGAUUCCAUGAUGGCCCAAGCGCAUGCAGUUGAGCAGGAGGUGAGGAAGAAGACCUUGGAAAAUGCUCGUCUGAUGUUAGAAAUUGAUAAUGCUAAACUUGCUGCUGAUGACUUCAGAAUCAAGUGGGAGACUGAGCUGGUGAUGUGUCAGUCUGUGGAACGGGACUGUGUUGCCCUGAAAAAGGCAAAGACUGAUCAUGAGCAGAUCAUCGCCUCACUGAGAGGAGAUUUGGACAGCCUCAAAGAGGAGCUGUACUUUCUAAAGAAAAACCACGAGGAGGAACUGGAGCAGAUGAGGUCUCGCAUCGCCCGGGAUGAGGUGAACGUGGAGGUCGAUUCAGCCAGCGGGCCGGAACUGGGCACGGUGCUGUCGGAGCUGCGCUCUCAGUAUGAAGGGAUCGUCCGGAAGAACAAGGAGCAGGCGGAGCACUGGUACCGCAAGAAGCUGGAGACGGUGCAGAACGAGGUGAGGGAGAGCAACGAGGCUCUGAGAGGAGCCCAGGGAGAGCUGACCGAGAGGCAGCGCUUCCUGCAGACUCUGGAGGUGGAGCUGGACAGUCUCCACAAACAGAUUGCUGCUCUGGAAGGUAAUCUGGGUGAGACAGGUCACAAGUAUUCUUCUGAGAUGGAGCGGCUGCAGGCCACGCUAAACCAGUUGGAGGAAGACCUCUCUCAGCUCAGGCUGGACAUGCAGCGGACCAAGACCGACUAUGAGCAGCUGCUCCGCAUAAAGCAGAACUUGGAAAUGGAGAUAGCAACCUACAGGCGCUUGCUGGAGGGAGAGGAAUCCAAAGGGGAGACUCCUUUUAUCAUCUCUACUUACUUCAAGAAAUCUUAUUUCUUUUCUGCAGAGGAGCCUGACGUCCGCACCAGGAAAAUCGUGAAAGUGGUGACCCAGACCAUGGUCAACGGCAAAGUGGUAGAUGAGUCCAGUGAGGUGGAGCAGAUUGAGGAAUCCAAGAAAUAG
Molecule: messenger RNA, 1386 nt
Organism: Menidia menidia (Atlantic silverside)
Lineage: Eukaryota; Metazoa; Chordata; Actinopteri; Atheriniformes; Atherinopsidae
Source: the annotation of a GenBank genome assembly